This is a messenger RNA of Oppiella nova, 504 nucleotides long. Lineage: Eukaryota; Metazoa; Arthropoda; Arachnida; Sarcoptiformes; Oppiidae. The record is from the annotation of a GenBank genome assembly.
AUGAGAUCCCUGAUCCUACUGUCCGCCUGCCUGGCCCUGAGCGCCGCCCAAUACGGCCCAUCCGGCCCCUACUCCUUCGGCUACCAGACCGUUGAUGGACAGUCCCGACAGGAGUCAGGCCAUGGGGGCGCCGUCCAGGGAUCCUACAGCUACGUGGAUGCUAAUGGAGAUUUGAGACAGGUGCGAUACGUGGCCGAUGCCAAUGGCUUCAGAGCCGAGGGUGACAUCAGUGUCGACAAGAAGACGGCCGCCGCCGCCGCCCACUUGGCCGCCAUCGCCCCCAAGGCUCCCAUUCCCGUCGCCCCAGUGGCCCCCAUCGCCCCCGCCUACAACCACUACAACCAGUACUACAACUCGUGGGCACCCGCCGCUCCCAUUGCCGCCCCAUUGGCCGCCCCCAUUCACGCCCAGCCCUUACCCACCUGGGCUAUCCCGGCCACCCAUGGCGCCCGAGCUGCCUAUAAGGUGGAGACCCCCACCCACUCCAUCUACAGCCAGAUCUAA